AUGACACGUGAUGAGAAUAUCAAGAAUUUUUAUGAUAUUUCUCGUCAUGUUGAGCUAGAAUCGGAGCGCCAAGAGGCAACCAAUGCUACUGCCCUUUUCGCCCAGGGUGGCAUGUAUAAGGAGGAUAGGGCAAACAAGCUUGCACCAAAGGAUGACAACAAAACCAAGCGCCAUAGGGUCAAGCGUGGUGGGAAGAAAGACUUGUCCAAAGUCAAAUGCUAUAACUGUGAUAAGAAGGGUCACUUCUCUUGUGAUUGUACUGAGCCGAAGAAGGGCACCUCUGGUGAGUUCAUGGGCGAUGGAAGCUGUAUAUAA
This is a messenger RNA of Prunus armeniaca (apricot), 315 nucleotides long. The record is from the annotation of a GenBank genome assembly. Lineage: Eukaryota; Viridiplantae; Streptophyta; Magnoliopsida; Rosales; Rosaceae.